Syzygium oleosum is the source of this 624-nucleotide messenger RNA. RefSeq lists its product as uncharacterized. Bases 106 to 459 code for a protein of 117 amino acids. The record is from RefSeq and is a predicted model, not a curated record. NCBI's taxonomy places the organism in Eukaryota, Viridiplantae, Streptophyta, Magnoliopsida, Myrtales, Myrtaceae. The transcript has a single exon.
CUCCUCUCUCUCUCUCUCUCUCUCUCUCUCUCUCUCUCUACCUGCCAAUAGAGGGAGAAGACUCUUCUUCCUGUCCGUAUAGCGCAACCUGAAUCCCUGAUACACAUGGCCUCCGUGAACCCCAGCCUGAUGGGUCCAGUCUUCAGGGUCGACUCCAUGGAACACCAGUGCCUGAUGAUGGAGAAGAGACAGCUCUUCCUCAGGAGCUACCAAUUCAGCAGAAAACGGAGCCUCUCGGAGAGGAUCAAGAGGUCCUUCACCAGGGUCAAGAGGGUCCUCUGUUUCAGGCUGAGGUCCGCCCGCCGGCUCCGGAAGCUGGUCUGCUCAAGGCUCUCCAGGCUCAGGCACAGGCUCUGCUACUCCAGGAGACGAUCAAGGUUCCUUCCCCUCCUCUGCAACAACAACUGCAACAACAAUCACACAAGUGAUUCAUCAUCUUGCUUCUCUUUCUUCUCUUGACUCUUAUAUUCGAUUUAUUUGUUCAGAGGAUAUAGUAGUUAAUUAACUCCUGCCCUGAAAGAUUAAUCCCUAGUAGCAGCCUUCCAUGCUGAAGUGAAAUAGACCCAGAAUUCUACAUGUAUCGAGGAUUUAGAUGAAGCUAAAAUAUGAACCUUUUUUCCUUUU